UGACAGUGUUCGUCGGCCCCGGCAACGGAAGAAUAGUCCCGCAUUCCGAACAAAAAUUUGGAUCUCCACUGAAGCACGACAUAACUGACAAGCAGAAGUGGCAUUUCAACAGAAAUACACAACAGUAGCAUACAGAUGACGGAGAACGACGUUGAGAACGAGCUCCUGGACUACGAGGAGGACGAGGUUGACGGGGGAGGAGGAGUGGGUGACGGGCUGGGGGCCGUGAGCAGCGACGCCCUGACGCACAGGAAGGAAGGGCUCAAAGGCUCGUACGUGUCCAUCCACUCGUCCGGGUUCCGGGACUUCCUGCUGAAGCCCGAGCUCCUGAGGGCCAUCGUGGACUGCGGGUUCGAGCAUCCGUCCGAGGUUCAGCACGAGUGCAUCCCCCAGGCCAUCCUGGGCAUGGACGUGCUCUGCCAGGCCAAGUCGGGUAUGGGCAAGACGGCCGUGUUCGUGCUGGCCACCCUGCAGCAGCUGGAGCCCGUCACCGGCCAGGUGUCAGUGCUGGUCAUGUGCCACACCCGAGAGCUGGCCUUUCAGAUCAGCAAGGAGUACGAGAGGUUCUCCAAGUACAUGCCAGCCGUCAAGGUGGGCGUGUUCUUCGGGGGCCUGUCCAUUAAGAAGGACGAGGAGGUGUUGAAGAGGGAGAGUCCGCACGUGGUGGUGGGGACGCCCGGGCGCAUCCUGGCCCUGUCCCGAAACAAGACCCUCAACCUGCGCCACAUCAAGCACUUCAUCCUGGACGAGUGCGACAAGAUGCUGGAGCAGCUCGACAUGCGCCGGGACGUGCAGGAGAUCUUCCGCAUGACGCCACACGAGAAGCAGGUCAUGAUGUUCAGCGCCACCCUGAGCCGAGAGAUCCGGCCCGUCUGCCGAAAGUUCAUGCAAGAUCCAAUGGAAAUCUUUGUGGACGAUGAGACGAAACUGACUCUGCAUGGCCUGCAGCAGUACUAUGUCAAGCUCAAGGACAACGAGAAGAACAGGAAGCUCUUUGAUCUGCUGGACGUGCUGGAGUUCAACCAGGUGGUGAUCUUCGUGAAGUCGGUGCAGCGCUGUGUUGCUCUGGCCCAGCUGCUGGUGGAGCAGAACUUUCCUGCCAUCGCUAUCCACAGAGGCAUGCCUCAGGAGGAGAGGCUGGCCCGCUAUCAGCAGUUUAAGGACUUCCAGAGGCGGAUUCUGGUGGCCACCAACCUGUUCGGGCGGGGCAUGGACAUCGAGAGAGUGAACAUCGCCUUCAACUACGACAUGCCGGAAGACUCCGACACCUACUUACACAGGGUAGCUCGAGCGGGCAGGUUCGGUACGAAGGGUCUCGCCAUCACCUUUGUGUCGGACGAGGGUGACGCUCGCACGCUCAACGACGUUCAGGAUCGAUUUGAGGUCAACAUCAGCGAGCUGCCGGAGGAGAUCGACAUCUCAUCCUACAUUGAACAGUCCCGAUAAAGAAGAGGAGGACUGAAGGACUGAUUUUUUUUUUUUUUUUUGGGUGGGGGGUGGUGUGCAAUCUAAACCUUGUCAUGCAGCCUUAACGGCGGUGGGGGGGCGGGGAAGGGGGGUUUACAGACUGGGACAUUUUUCUCCAAACUGAAAAGGGUUCAGAAGUAAAGCCGACAGGUUUAACUCCAACGCUCAUGUUCACUCAAAUGGUCUUCCUUUGACUCCCUUUUAUAAUACAACUUUUUCGCCUCAUCGCCGAUAAAAGACCUGAAAUUCGCCGUUGGCCAAAAAAAAAAAAAAAAAAAGGUCUAACCAUGAAAACAGAGAUGAUGCAAUGGUCCUCUUGGAACGUGACAUACAUUUUUUUUUGGACAUUUUUCUCAGUUUGUUUUUGGUGUAUUUUGAAUGUUUAAUGUUCCAUGCCACUUGUUCAGAGUUGUUUAUAUUUGCUGUGGUUGCAGCCUUCUGAACACGACAGCGCUUAUUUUCACGAUGUGCAGACAGUAAGCCUCCCGUGCUGUUUUCGAGAGCUGUUAAAGUAGUUUCCUAGUUGCUUGUGGUAGUUCUGUACCUCUAGAAAAGAGAGAAAGAGCGAGAGAGAGAGAGCGAGCAGUAGAGAAAGCUCAGGAGUUAUUUCACAUGAUGAUGUAGAAAAGAACACUAGUUUUAGCUCCUUGUUCUGUUUGUGUUGGAAAGUAAUAAACAUGUUUGUUUGGUCUA
This is a messenger RNA of Anguilla anguilla (European eel), 2160 nucleotides long. It is a transcript of the gene ddx39b, whose product is annotated as DEAD (Asp-Glu-Ala-Asp) box polypeptide 39B. The transcript has 11 exons. The record is from RefSeq and is a predicted model, not a curated record. Bases 136 to 1446 code for a protein of 436 amino acids. Gene Ontology annotation, biological process: mRNA export from nucleus; mRNA splicing, via spliceosome. Lineage: Eukaryota; Metazoa; Chordata; Actinopteri; Anguilliformes; Anguillidae. Gene Ontology annotation, molecular function: RNA helicase activity; ATP binding; RNA binding.